Messenger RNA from Zophobas morio, 3522 nucleotides. It is a transcript of the gene Msh6, whose product is annotated as probable DNA mismatch repair protein Msh6. Gene Ontology annotation, molecular function: mismatched DNA binding; ATP-dependent DNA damage sensor activity; ATP binding. The transcript has 13 exons. The coding region runs from base 157 to 3399 and encodes 1080 amino acids. Gene Ontology annotation, biological process: mismatch repair. NCBI's taxonomy places the organism in Eukaryota, Metazoa, Arthropoda, Insecta, Coleoptera, Tenebrionidae. The record is from RefSeq and is a predicted model, not a curated record. Gene Ontology annotation, cellular component: MutSalpha complex; nucleus.
CUCUCUGUCAAACACUGAAAUGCGGUCCGAAAAGGCGCGAUUUUGUGUUUAUGGUGGAUUUCGUUGAGCUAUUUUGUGAGUUGUCCACGUUUCAAAGCAAAACAAAGUCCGUCUUCCCGUUCUCUAUUACAAUUUUGUGUUGUCACUGUGCUUACAAUGUCCAAACGCCUCAGUUCCGGCCAAAGUAAUACCCUGUUAAAUUAUUUCCAGUCGCCGAAAGUUAAACGCGAAAAAGAAAUCAAGAAGGAAAAUGGGACAGAGCAAGUCGACGAGCUUGUCAAUGGUAAAAACGAUCAGUCACCGGUUCAAGCCAAAAAGAAACGAAAAAUCGCGGUUAUCGACAGCGAUUCCGAGGAAGAGAAUUCAGCUGUGAAAGCCACCCCGAAAAAGAAGAAAAAUUUGAAACGACAGGCUAGUGAUUCCGAUGGUGAUGAUAAAACAAAACUGCAGAAAUUUGCGUUCGAGAAAAGCAGUGGGGAGUCGUCGGCGGCGAGCGAAAGUAGCAAGGAAAUUAAGCCCCCUGUGACUUCUACAAGCGAUAUUAACCUGAACUGGUUACACAAUCGUUUGGAGUUCCUACAGCCUGAUAAAAUCCGCGAUAUUAAAAAAAGAAAAGCUGAUGAUCCAGAUUAUGAUUCGCGGACUUUACAUAUUCCUGGCAGUUUUCUGGAUAAGCAAACUCCAGCCAUGAGACAGUGGUGGAUUCUGAAGAGCACACACAUGGACUCUGUGCUUUUUUUUAAAGUUGGCAAGUUUUAUGAAUUGUAUCAUAUGGAUGCUGUUGUAGGAGUCAACCAUUUAGGUUUUUCAUACAUGAAGGGCGAAUUCGCCCAUUCAGGCUUCCCAGAAAGUGCGUACCAUAAAAUGGCCAAUGCUUUAAUUGAGAAAGGAUUUAAGGUAGCCAGAACAGAGCAAACUGAAACCCCUGAAAUGAUGGCUGAACGUUGUAAGAAGCAAGGAAAGACCACAAAAUUUGAUAAAGUUGUGAAUCGGGAAAUUUGUCAAAUUACCACAAAAGCUACUUGUGUUUAUGGAGCGCAACUACCGGAAGCUAUGCACGCUCAAUCCUGUUACAUGUACGCAAUUUCCGAAAAGGACUUACCAGAUCAAAAGAGUCGAUUCGGGAUUUGUUUCCUAGACACGUCAAUCGGUGUUUUUCACAUGGCGGAGUUCGAGGAUGACAAACACUGUUCAAAACUUUUGACUUGUUUUUCAGAAUAUCCUCCAGGAUUAAUCUUAACCGAACGCAAGAAAUUGAGUAAUAAGUUAAAAGUAGUUUUGAAUACACAUUACAGAGACGUGAGAAAGGAAACCUUGGCGUCUGAAACACAAUUUUAUAGCGCAGCUGCUACAAUAGAAAGACUCAUCAAUGGGAAUUAUUUUCGCGAUAAAGACAACCAAGUGAAUCUACCCCCAUUUAUCAAGGACAUUACAGAAGGAUAUAACGCUAAACCCGACUACGAACUCACCAUACGGGCUUUAGGAGCUUGCGUCUGGUACUUGAUAGAUUCCAAACUUGACAUUCAAGUAGUGUCCAUGGGCAAAUUCAAAUUUUACUUACCUCUGAACAUCGAAAAUAAGGAAUCCAUUGAACGAAGUUCCAUGAUUCUGGACGCCAUAACAAUCGUCAAUUUAAAUUUGUUGGGUGACGAUGGAUCUUUACAAAAAGUAAUAGACCAUUGUCAAACGCCCUUUGGUAAAAGGGCGCUUCAACAAUGUAUAUGUCGUCCGUUAUGUAACGUAGACCAGAUCAAAGAACGCCAGGAAGCAGUGCGCGAGUUGUACCAAAAUUCGAGCGUUUUGGAAGAAGCAAGAGAAAUCCUCAAAAAAUUGCCAGAUUUGGAGCGGCAAUUAGCAAAAAUUCACACGUACGGAAAUAGCGUUUUUGCGCAAAACCACCCAGACAGCAGGGCUGUCUUUUACGAGGCCAACACCUACUCAAAAAGACGCAUUGCCGAUUUACUAAAAACGUUACAAGGGUUUGAAUUGGCCCAAAACUUAAACUCGGUCUUCAAAGAGUGCGAAUCCCCGUUGCUUAAACGAUUAACCCAGUUUAGUCCCGACGGCAUGUAUGUCGAUCUGAGCGAACAUUUACUCUUUUUCAAGAACGCGUUCGACCAAGAAGAAGCGCAAAAAGAGGGCAAAAUUAUCCCGAAAAUUGGCGUCGACGAGAAUUACGACGCCGCCGAGGAGGGUAUUAAAAACGUGAAAAACGACCUAGACGAGUAUUUAGCGGAACUGCAAAAAUUUUUCGGUUGCAAGGUUUCCUAUUUCGGUUCGGAUAAAAAACGAUUUCAGAUUGAUAUUCCCGAAAGUCACACUAAAAAGGUUACGAGUGAAUACCAGCUCGAAGGAACGAAGAAAGGGGCGAAGCCGUCAAAAAGGUACUCGACGAAUAGGAGCAGGCAACUUCUGGCCGACAUGAUGAAAGCGGAAAGCGAGAGGGCUAAAAUUAUCCAGGAUUUGAAUCGACGGAUUUUUGAAAAAUUUAGUGAAAGGCAUGCGCAGUGGGAACAAGCUAUAGAAUGUAUUAGUUUGUUGGAUGUGGUGUGUUCUUUGGCACAAUAUGCGCGCUGUUUCUCGCAAGAUAUCUGCAUACCGGUGAUUGAACCGAUUGGAGGAGCGAACAAAAUCACUAUCGAAAAUGGCCGCCACCCUUGCGUCGCAAACGUGGAAAGUUUCGUCCCUAAUGACACCAAACUCGGAAUCGAAGAGCACGCGAAUAUUUUACUCCUCACUGGACCCAAUAUGGGUGGCAAAUCCACCCUAAUGCGUCAAGUUGCCAUAAUAUGUAUAAUGUCCCACAUGGGCGGCUACGUUCCGGCUGCUUCCUGCAGACUUUCUUUGAUCGAUAGGAUUUUCACACGCCUGGGUGCCCACGACGACAUAGUGCAAGGGCAGUCGACAUUUUUACUCGAAUUAUCUGAAGCGGCCACCAUUUUACACCACGCGACGCCAUUUUCUUUAGUUUUGUUGGAUGAAUUGGGUAGAGGAACGUCCACGCAUGAUGGAAAUGCCAUCGCUACCGCGUACUUGGAAAAGUUGACCAGUAUUAAUUGUCGAACUUUAUUCUCGACCCAUUACCAUAGUUUAGUUGACCAUUUCGAGCUGAGAAGUGACGUGCAGUUGGGGCAUAUGGCCUGUAUGGUGGAAAACGACGACGACCCGACCGAGGAAUCGGUAACGUUCUUGUACAAGAUGGUGAAAGGACGUUGCCCUAAAUCGUAUGGAUUUAACGUGGCUAGGUUGGCAGGACUGAAACACUGCAUUGUUUCUCGAGGUCGUGACAUUUCGAAGGAACUGGAAAAGGAAACUAAAAACCGUAAACACUUCCGGGACUUAUUUAGCUCGUUUAAUAUGGACACAAUUAGGGCUGUUUUGUUGUCAAUGAAGUCUUAAACCUGUCUUUGUCGUUAGAAAGUUUAUUUUUGUUCCUUUUUUACAAAUAACAAAAAGUAUUGUGUUUCUGGAUACAUACACAAAAUAAAUGUUUGAAUAAUACAAGUAAAUACUGUUUCAAAA